Carica papaya (papaya) is the source of this 1408-nucleotide messenger RNA. RefSeq lists its product as uncharacterized. NCBI's taxonomy places the organism in Eukaryota, Viridiplantae, Streptophyta, Magnoliopsida, Brassicales, Caricaceae. The record is from RefSeq and is a predicted model, not a curated record.
ACUAUAUGCAUGUUUCAGCUAAUCUCAUUGUUUUCCCAUUAAUAACAUUCAAUACAAAUCAUCUUCUCACUCACAUUCUUCUACUAGUCUUAUUAUAUCAGUAUGGCAACUUACUACAUGACCUUAUUGCUUCUUCUUCUUCUUCUUCUCAUGGCCACCACCAUCUUCAACUCCUCCUCUGCAACUCCAACCGCCAUUAUCAAUAGUCCUUCCCCACAACAAGAUAUUCUUGUCGCGAUUCAAGAGAUGCAACGAGCCAACUACUUUACUUUCACAAUGCUCCUCAACAUGCCACCUAUCCAUCCCAGAGUUUUAGGUAAUAUCACUUUCUUGAUGCCCAAGGAUAGAGUUCUGUCCCAAACUGUGAUUCCUCUUGCUGAAGUUUCUGAUUUCCUCCUCUGCCAUUCAAUCCCGUCUCCUCUUAUUUUUGAGCAUUUAGAUCACAUCCCGACGGAUUCGACCAUUCCUAGCUUGUUACCUGAUUACGUGCUCAAAAUCUCCAACGGGGGUAGGAAUAGUUUCUUCCUCAACAAUGUGAAGAUCAUCAGGCCAAAUAUAUGCACAGCAGGAUCCUCCAUUAGAUGCCAUGGAAUAGAUGGUGUGCUGAAGGUCAAAAACUUUUCCGAAAAUAAUCACUUGUCUCCUCCUCUGCCUUCUUCUCCCUCUAAUAUCACCCCACCUCCUCUCGCCUCCAUUUUACCAGCUCCUGAUCCAUCAAUAGAGUUGUCGCCAUUAUCUUCACCUCAUGAUUCCUUCAAUGGCUCUUCUGAUCAUAAUCCUGUCACUGCCCUACCGCCAUCUGGUAUAAGUCAUCCACAGAAAUCAGGGUAUGAUGAUCAAUGGAUUUCACAAGAAAGACUACUGAAGAUUUUGGUGACCCUUUUGAUGGUGGGUAUGUGUGUGUAGCAUAUAUGUGUGGAAAACCUUAUUAGAGUGAGAUAUAAACAUAUAUAGAUGCAUUGUGUAUAUAUAAGUAUAUAUACUGAGAACUAACCAUAUGUUUCAUGAAGUUAAGUGGGUCAAUGCAUCUAUAAUAUUGUAACACUUAUCUAUGUAAGAUUAGUUUAUAGUACUUUUGUUUAAAAAAAAUACCAAAAACUGAUGUCGGUGUUCCAAUGCUUAUGGAAUUUAACAUCAUUUUCAAAUACAUGUUCAUCACAAUCUGAUUCAAUCUAAUUUAUUUUUCAACCUAUUCACAAACCAGUUUACAGAACAUAAUCAGUAAUUAAAGAAAAAAGUAUAAUAAAAACUAUCGACAGUAUAUUUUCUCCAACCAUUCCAUUCGGUCAUUCUGUUGAACAACUUACAUGCAAACUUGGGAUAAAUGUGUCUCUUAAACUUACAAUGAGAGCAAUCUCAAUCUCAAUCUCAAUCUCAAUCAGAGAGCACCAAAAUUCUACAAGUUAAU